Messenger RNA from Mytilus trossulus (common blue mussel), 1770 nucleotides. RefSeq names its product alkaline phosphatase-like. Gene Ontology annotation, molecular function: alkaline phosphatase activity. NCBI's taxonomy places the organism in Eukaryota, Metazoa, Mollusca, Bivalvia, Mytilida, Mytilidae. The record is from RefSeq and is a predicted model, not a curated record. The transcript is spliced from 10 exons. Gene Ontology annotation, biological process: dephosphorylation. The coding region runs from base 120 to 1703 and encodes 527 amino acids.
ACGACCAAUUAGAAUAGCACGCUAGUGAAAAGUAAUAAAUAGUCCAUUGACUGCCAUAUCAUAUAUCAUUAGCCUUGUAUCUGUGAUGAUACAGGAUCACCGGUCUCUGUCAAUUCAGCAUGGUAUCUCUUUUGGUUUUUCUGUUGCUGUCAAUAGUACAUGCAGGUACUGAAGACUGGCAUAAGAUUGCAAGAGACCUCCUGACACAACAGCUAAAAAUUCAAACUAAUACAAACAAAGCUAAGAACAUAAUAUUGUUUAUUGGUGAUGGGAUGGGUAUGCCUACCAUAACCUCUGCCAGGAUAUAUAAAGGCCAACAGAUGAAAAAGACUGGCGAAGAAACGGUAUUUAAAUUUGAAGAAUUUCCAAAUGUAGCCUUGUCAAAGACUUACGGAAGUGAUAGGCAAAUACCGGACUCAUCACAAACAGCAACGGCCCUAAUGUGUGGAGAGAAGGCCAAUUUCUAUACUAUUGGUGUCAACGACAAAGUGUCACAAGGAGACUGUGCUUCAGAAAUACCCAGUAAUAAAUUGACAUCUAUAUUGGACCAUUUCAUUGCAGAUGGACGUGCUGGAGGGUUUGUUACAACAGCAAGGCUGACGCAUGCAACACCAGGCUCGUCUUAUGCACAUACAGCUAAUCGUGCAUGGGAAUCAAACGAGAAAAUGAAAGAUGUUCCCGAGAAAUGUAAAGACAUCGCUUACCAGUUUGUAUACGAUAAUACAAAAAUUCAGGUAGCAAUGGGUGGAGGAAGAAGACAUUUCCUACCUAACACCACAAAAGACCCGGAGUAUAACAACAAGUAUGGACGUAGAGUAGACGGGCAAGACCUGAUAGCAGAAUGGCAAAAAAAACAAGGUGCUAAAGGACGGAAUCACAGAUAUGUUUGGAAUAAAGGAGAGUUUGAUUCUGUAGAUCCUCAGACAACAGAUUAUUUACUUGGUCUUUUUGAAUACAGUCAUAUGCAGUAUGAAGUUGAUCGUGACACGUCAAGUGUUGGAGAACCUAGUAUUACUGAAAUGGUAGAAAAGGCUAUCAGAAUACUUAAAAAGAAUUCAAACGGAUUUUUCCUUUUAGUUGAAGGGAGUAACAUCGAUAUUGCCCACCAUGAUUCUCUUGCUGCUAAAGCUUUAACAGAGACAGUGUCAUUGGAUAAGGCUGUCACCAAAGCACUUGAAUUGACCAAUGAAGAGGAUACACUGGUGAUAGUGACAGCGGAUCAUUCUCACGUGUUCAGUAUGGGCGGAUACAAUUACAGGGGAAAUGACAUUUUAGGACUAGCGAACCCAAUUGACUAUGAGCCACCAUUAGAUGGAAUGCCAUAUACAACUCUUAAUUAUGCAAACGGACCUGGUGUUAAUUUCACAAGUGGAAAAAGACCUAAUCUGACAAACGUUGAUACAACGUCCUUUGAUUACAUUCCUCAAGCUGCCGUGCCAGUAGAAUAUGAAACACAUGGAGGUGAGGAUGUCCCUAUAUUCUCCAAGGGACCAAUGUCACACUUGCUUAACGGUGUAAAGGAACAGCAUUAUGUUGCCCACGUGAUGCAGUAUGCAGCUUGUGUGGGAGAUUUUAAAGAUGACAGUCAUUGUAAAAAUACAGAACCUAAACCCACGUGUUCUGCUUGUUCGAUUACAUGGGAUCAAGUAACAUUAUUCCUGAGUUUAAUAGGGAUUUACCUUCGACAAUUCUGUUUUGUGUGAUUGCUUUUAUAUCAUUUUAUAACAAACAACAUUUUCAUUCAUUACAUUAGUCAUUUGUCACAACCGG